UUUUUUUUUUCCAUUUUUCUUUUUUUCUUUUUUGGAAAAAAUUAGAUGAAAAACUAGUAGUUUCUCGCAUUGAAUUCCCUGGGAUGAAGAAAGCUCCAGCUUCCUAACCUAUGGCUGCUCUGCAAAUUCUCAAAUCAACUGUCUCUCCUCCUUCGAUCUCUCAGCCGAAUUUUGGCGUUCAAUCAAGCCGGUUCUUCUCGGACUUGGAUUCCACCAGGAGGUUUGUACUGCUUCAUGGACGUCGGAGGAGUUUGCGAUAUGGCUGCGUUUGUAGAAGGUUGAGUUUCCGCUGCGCUGCUCAGGAUGCUGAUAAGGAUAGCAAUGGAGAAGAACCUCCAGAAUCAUUAUUCAUGAAGGAGCUGAAGAAGAGAGGUAUAACUCCCACUUCCUUGCUUGAGGAUACUAACAACAGUGACUUUGGACUUGGUGGCGAGAUGACUGGAGAAAACAGAGAUUUCUCCCGUAGAAGUGCUGUUUCAACUGAAGUUAACAAGAGCCUAUCCAAUCAAAGGGAGCGUUCCAUGCAAUUGAACAGUGAAGGCCUUGAGGGGUUGAUCCCUCGUGCUAAACUGUUGCUAACAAUAGGAGGAACAUUCUUCUUAGGAUUCUGGCCGUUGAUCAUCAUUACUGUUUCCUUCUUUUUUGCUUUAUACUUUUUUUUUGGAGCAUCUUUUGUUCAUGAUGGCAGCAGAACGGCAAUAUCUCCUCCAUCGUACGUUGAUCCAUAUGCUCUUUUGGAAGAAGAGAGAAUUUCACAAAGAGCUCCUCCUGUAAAUUGACUUGCCCCAUUUAAAAAAAAAAAAAAACAAUCCAAAUUGCUUGCUUUUCUGCUACUUUCUUUUCCCUUUCCCAAUAUUGAUUCAUAUGAUAUGAUAUGUAAAUGAUUAUUAGCUAGAAUUUUCUUCUUUAGUUUACGUUUUUCAGACUCCUGGUCUUCCGCCCUAAA
Molecule: messenger RNA, 946 nt
Organism: Benincasa hispida (wax gourd)
Lineage: Eukaryota; Viridiplantae; Streptophyta; Magnoliopsida; Cucurbitales; Cucurbitaceae
Product: tubulin alpha-6 chain
Source: RefSeq, a predicted model, not a curated record